UUGCUGAUUAAAGAUGAGAGCGGCCAGCUAGCUUAGCUGCUUUAGCUAGCAUGAUUUGAUGGAGUCUGACAGGGUUGGAUAACCACGAUGGAGCGGCAGCGAACGACUUUGAUAUAGUAGUUAUAGCCAGAUACAGUGAUGCGUUAAAAGCGGUCGGUUUGGACACAGUAACUGAAGGCGGACAGCAACACGUUAUGCAGUCAUGAAGCGGAUUCGCACUGAGCAGAUCCAGUAUGCCGUGGCUCAGUACCUGAAGAGGAGGCAGUAUGUGGACACUGACGGCUCCCUGAAAGGAGCCAAGCUCUACCAGUCCCCCGAAGAAAUGGCUGCAAGUCUCACGGUGCAGACGGAGUCAGGAUGUUCCAAUGUCGUUUCUGCUGCGCCAUGCCAGUAUGACCCACAGCAGUAUGAGAUUCAGUAUUCCAAGCUCCGUGCCUUCCUGUCAGAAGCAGACAUAUCCUGGGCAAAAGAGGUGAGCAGUGUCCUCUAUCCGCUCUUCGUCUACCUCCACCUGGACAUGGUGCGCUUUGGACUGAAGGGGGCUGUGGAUGGUUUUUACAGUCGUUUUCAUGGCGCCUUUCUUCAGGACAGUGAGCAGCGUACCAUCAUAGAGCAGCUCCGCCAUGUCCUCAGUGCACAAGACAUUGUGACCAACCCCAAGCUGAAUGCUUUCUUAGAGCACAAAUAUGUGGUUCACCUGACGGAGCCAGCCUACAGCUACCUGCUGCGUUACUUGCAGAGUGAGGACAACAGCGCCCUCUGUAGGAUCCUCAGUACACACCUGCAGCUGGAGGUCAGUGCCUCGAGGCGGACAGACUACCAGCUCUAUGGAGCUGCUGGCGGGUCGACAGCUGCUCCAAACUCCACCUCCUCCUGGGCCGGAGUGGAUGGAACAGAGAGUGGUGAUGGGGUGGAGGUCCCAGCAGGGAUCCCACAGAAUGAGGCAGCCCUCGAGGCUCUGCAGGACUGCGUCAAGAAAGUCCGCGAGGGACCACCGUCACUCACCACUGUCUGUUUUUACGCCUUCCACCACACGGAGCAGAUGCUGAACACUGCUGAGGUCUCGGCUGACAGUCGGUUGCUGGCCGGUGGAUUUGACACCUCCACGGUAAAGCUGUGGAGCCUCCGUGCCAGGAAGCUCAAGGCCAGACCCCAUCAGGCUGAUGUGUCACACAUCCACCUGGCAUGUGACGUACUGGAGGAGGAAGUGGAUGAAGAGGACAGCUCAGGCAGUGAGAUAAAGACGCUGCGAGGUCACAGUGGCCCAGUAUUUCGUACCGCCUUCCUCACAGACAGCUCCGGCUUGCUCUCGUGCUCUGAGGACACAACCAUCCGCUACUGGGACCUGGGCAGCUUCACCAACACGGUGCUCUACCAGGGGCACGUCUACCCAGUAUGGGAUGUGGACGUCAGCCCCUGCAGCCUUUACUUUGCCAGUUGCUCUCACGAUCGCACCGCCCGUCUCUGGACGUUCUCCCGGACAUACCCACUGAGGCUCUAUGCAGGGCAUCUUUCUGAUGUCGACUGUGUGAAAUUCCACCCGAACUCCAACUAUUUAGCCACCGGUUCCACAGACAAGACUGUGCGACUCUGGAGCACCCAGCAGGGGGCGUCUGUUCGCCUUUUCACGGGCCACCGUGGCCCUGUGAAAGCCAUGUUGCGCUAG
This is a messenger RNA of Neolamprologus brichardi, 1666 nucleotides long. It is a transcript of the gene taf5l, whose product is annotated as TAF5-like RNA polymerase II, p300/CBP-associated factor (PCAF)-associated factor. NCBI's taxonomy places the organism in Eukaryota, Metazoa, Chordata, Actinopteri, Cichliformes, Cichlidae. Gene Ontology annotation, molecular function: protein binding; RNA polymerase II general transcription initiation factor activity; transcription coactivator activity. Gene Ontology annotation, cellular component: histone acetyltransferase complex; nuclear protein-containing complex. Gene Ontology annotation, biological process: regulation of DNA-templated transcription. The record is from RefSeq and is a predicted model, not a curated record.